This is a messenger RNA of Leptomonas pyrrhocoris, 540 nucleotides long. RefSeq lists its product as hypothetical. NCBI's taxonomy places the organism in Eukaryota, Euglenozoa, Kinetoplastea, Trypanosomatida, Trypanosomatidae. Bases 163 to 540 code for a protein of 125 amino acids. The record is from RefSeq and is a predicted model, not a curated record. The transcript has a single exon.
AGCUCUGCGUGCGUGUACCAUAAAUCCUAGAUCGAAUUAGCUUCCUUGCACGGAAGAGAGGUGGCCGUUUUCCGUUCUUCUCUCCGCAUCCCUUUAGACCACAUCAGCUGACCGCCCUUCGCUCGCUUGGCAGCAGCGACGACAAUAAUAAACGCAGAAGCGAUGUCUUGUGUUGCGAAGUGUGGUGGCUACCGCUCGCUGCGCGCGGAGUGCGCCCGUGACCCCUGCCUCGCCAAUGAAAUGUGCAAAGUGGUGGACCCGUCCAGGAAGGAUUGCGCUCAGUGGUGCUGCACCAGCCGCAGCGGCUACGUCUUCUUUCUGGUAUUCUUCUUCUGCGUCGGCACCUUCGCGUUGUGUGCGGCGUAUUACCUCUACCGUCUGCAUCAGGCGAACGUGGACGGCGGCGCGGUGCAGGAGAACGGUGAGCCGGUGGUCAUUACGGAGGCGCCGACGGAGGAGGAGUUAGCCGCUGUUCGUCGGAAGAAGCGGACCGUCACCGUGGACCCGGCAUUGUUGAAGGACCUGGAGGAAAAGAAAUGA